Messenger RNA from Cuscuta campestris, 904 nucleotides. NCBI's taxonomy places the organism in Eukaryota, Viridiplantae, Streptophyta, Magnoliopsida, Solanales, Convolvulaceae. The record is from the annotation of a GenBank genome assembly.
AUAUUAAUAGUCUUGAAAAAUAGGAAAUUAGUAUUUCAAAUCACCUAGGUUAAAUAAAAAAGUUACAAAAGAAAAAAAACACAUUAAGGGCACUUAUUUUUUUCAGCUAUAAAUACACAAACCCAUUGUUCACACCUUUACCACACUGCUUGUUGAGAUAUGGUGAAAAUGGCUAAUUCCCAAUCUGCCCUUCCCUUCUUCUUCCUCAUCUCAUCACUCUUGCUCCUCUGCUCUGCCGUCUCAGUCCUUGCACGUCAAGCUCCCACUUUGACCCCUGCAACAGCACCUGCCUCCACCGCAACACCGCCGGAAGCCGCCCACACGAAGCCUCCACCACACCAUGCAAAGCCUCCCACUGGCCACUCAGAUUCCCCAGCUCAUCCCCCUACCCAUCCAAAAGACCACCACGACCACCACCUCCACCACCACGACCACCACCACCAUCCUCCAGCUCCGGCAGACGCCCCCCGGAAACCAGGACCACACUCCACAGCUCCCGCCCCUCAUCACCAUUUCCACUCCGUUACCGCAUAAUCAUCAAAAAAGUUUAAUAAUGCACGGAGUAUGUUUUAGUUAAAUAAAUAGUUUGAUUUAAUUAUUGUGAUGUACUCCUAAUUAUAUUUACUUUUUCAUUGUUGAGUGGACUUAUAACACUCCUUCAAGGUUUCUUGUUGGUUCUUUUCCUUGAUGCCUUUGUUGAACCGACAACACUAUGAAUUUCAUAUGAUUUCUAUGUCUUUGAAGAUUAAGAAUUCCAUAUGAUUUCUAUCCCUUCCUAUGAAUUGUGUUUGUAUUAACAAAUCCCUAUGUCUGAAAAGACUUUAUACUGUGUACUUUAUUUUUGACAACUUCUUUUUAAAAUUAUGGUCUAGUUUGAUUUUUUUAAUCAAAUUAGACAAAUUUU